AAUAUCAUAUUGUAUGAAUACCUGCCGGUGCUGUUCGAUGAGCCCACACCACCUUAUAAUGGCUUUAAGCCAGACAUUCACCCUGUCAGCGGCCUUUCGUUUUGGCCAUACAAUGAUACCUCCCGGCCUCUAUCGAAGGCAAAUGCAAAAUGUAAUUUCCGGAAAACAUCAUCUGGUUAUCCGGGUCUCCGAUUAUGCUCCACGUGGUGGGACUCUGAGGAAAUAUUGCCCGAAAUAGGAGUCGAAGAACUAUUAAUGGGUUUGUCGUCACAAAUCGCUGAAAGAGAAGAUUCUGUGCUCUGUUCUGAUGUCAGAGACAAACUGUUCGGUCCCAUGGAUUUCAGCCGAAGAGAUUUGGCUGCGCUUAACAUAAUGCGGGGCAGAGAUAACGGUUUAGCCGACUAUAACACUGUUCGGCGGUCUUUCAAUUUGCAGCCCAUUAAGAAUUGGACACAAAUUAAUCCAUACCUUUACGCCCGGAAACCGGAACUCUUUGACCAAUUGUCUACACUGUAUGGACACGACUUGGACGACGUGGACGCCUAUGUCGGCGGAAUGGUUGAGUCCGACUUCGAGAGGGGACGUCCGGGCGAACUCUUCAGAGCCAUAAUUAAGGAGCAAUUCGUCCGCAUCCGAGACGCCGACCGGUUUUGGUUUGAAAACUCGCAAAACGGUAUUUUUACCGAAGAGGAGAUCCAAGAGAUCAAGAAAAUUCGUUUCUUCGAUAUUCUGGUCAAUUCCACUGCCAUUCCCGUCGAUGCCAUACAACCCAAUGUCUUCCUAUUCAGAGACAGUGAUCCGUGUCCUCAACCCUCGCAGUUGAGCAGUAAAGUACUGGAGCCGUGUGUAGUGCUCGCGGGUUGGAACUACUUUCACGGCUCAGAAUUGCCAUAUAUUUUAGUUAUACUUCUGCUCACAUUUAUACCAAUUGUUGUCGCACUUUUGGGUUAUGGAGUCAUAAAACUGCAAAACAGACGGCGAAGGAAACUGAAGGCAAAACAGGAGAUGACAAACACUAAGAAUUACGAUAAAUUAUGUAAAUAUUACUUUAAUUGUGAUGUGAGAGAAUGGUUACAUCAGAAUCACAAACGUUAUGUGAAGGUGAAGAUCGGUCCGGAAGAGUCCAUCUCUACUAUUAAUAGAAAAGGAGAAACUUUAAGACACAUUAACUUUAAAGACGCCAACUCUUUGAUGGUUGAGGUGACACAAGACUCUCACAAACCAAUGGUUUUAAUCCGUUCGCCACGAGAUCACGAUUUGGUGCUUCAGUUCGAUAACAUCGGAACCCGAAAGAAAUUUUUGGCCAAAUUGGAGGCAUUUCUGUUGAACUACAAGAAAACGCUGGAAAUAAUCCACACCUAUAAGGAUGUAAUGCUGGCCAACGCCGAGACUAAAGAGAAACGACAGAAACGAUUGGAGCACUUCUUCCGCGAGGCCUAUGCACUCACUUUUGGGCUCAAACCGGGAGAGAAGCGUAAACUCGAAGAAGUGAGUAAUGAUGUGAUUAUGGUUAUGAGGACAUCGCUCUCGAAGAAGGAAUUCGCCGAAGCGUUAGGAAUGAAACCCGACUCUCUGUUUGUCAAACAAAUGUUCAAUUGUGUGGACAAAGAUAAAGACGGAAGGAUUAGUUUCCAAGAGUUUUUAGACACUGUUGUGCUGUUUUCGAGGGGAAAAAGUGAAGACAAGUUACGGAUUAUAUUCGAUAUGUGCGACAAUGACGGCAAUGCAGUGAUCGAUAAGUUAGAGUUGACCAAAAUGUUGAGAUCACUCGUAGAUAUCGCCAAAACUGAUUCCAUGGCCGAAGAGGAAGUUAUGGAUCUGAUUGCGGGUAUGUUUGCCGCCACAGGUCUUGAGAAUAAAGAAGAGCUCACUUACGAUGACUUCAAGCUAAUGAUGAAGGAAUAUCGCGGAGACUUUAUUGCCAUCGGACUCGACUGUAAGGGCGCUAAACAAAACUUUUUGGACACUUCGACAAACAUCGCCCGAAUGACCAGUUUUCAGAUCAACCAAUUGCCAGACCCGGAGCCUAAUUAUGUGAUCCGGAAGUGGAAUUUUUUGAUCACUUAUCUCGAAGAAUAUCGUCAACACAUCGUUUACUUAUUGAUAUUCUUCGUUAUAACGACUGUCUUAUUCUUUGAACGGUUUGUCAGUUACACGUAUUUGAGUGAACACACGGAUCUGAGACAUGUCAUGGGCUAUGGAAUUGCUGUCACUCGUGGAUCAGCCGCUUCUCUGUCUUUUUGCUAUUCGUUGUUAUUGUUGACAAUGUGUCGAAAUUUGAUCACAAAAAUCAGAGAAAUUCCUUUACAUCAAUACAUACCACUCGACUCUCACGUCCAGUUUCAUAAGAUAGUGGCCAUGACUGCCCUAUUCUUCACCGUUAUCCAUACAGUGGGACACUGUAUAAACUUCUAUCACGUGUCGACUCAACCCAUUGAACACUUGCGGUGUUUAACUAAAGAGCUUAACUUUGAAUCGGAUUCAAAGCCGACAUUUUCCUUCUGGAUUUUUGGGACAGUGACCGGUCUGUCAGGGAUUGUGCUCUUUAUUAUCGUCUGUGUUAUCUUUAUCUUCGCUCACCCGAAGAUCAGACAAAAGGCUUACAGCUAUUUCUGGACGGCUCACAGUCUCUACUAUUGGCUCUUUAUAUUUAGUUUGAUCCACGGAUUAGCUAAACUCACCGGAACACCUCGAUUUUGGAUAUUCUUUAUAAUACCUGCCAUUAUAUUCGCUUUUGACAAAAUCGUUAGCCUUCAGGCAAAGCACAUGGAACUCGAUGUCCUCGACUCUGAGCUCUUGCCUUCCGAUGUAACAAAAGUAAAGUUUUCACGUCCGCCGAGCUUUAAAUACCUGUCCGGACAGUGGAUACGACUGUGUUGUACGGCAUUCAAAAAGAGUGAAUUUCAUUCGUUGACGUUAACGUCGGCGCCGCACGAGAACUACCUAUCGGUGCACGUGAAAGCUCAGGGACCCUGGACUUGGAAACUCAGGAACUAUUUCGAUCCCAACAACUUCGAGAAUAAGGCCGAACACCCGUUGCCUAAGAUUAGACUCGAGGGACCCUUUGGUGGCGGCAAUCAGGACUGGUAUAAGCAUGAGAUCGCUGUUAUGGUCGGCGGCGGUAUUGGUGUCACGCCAUACGCCUCUAUACUCAAUGACCUGGUGUUCGGCACCUCUACUAACAGAUAUUCAGGCGUCGCCUGCAAAAAGGUGUAUUUCUUAUGGAUCUGUCCCUCUCAUCGGCACUUUGAAUGGUUUAUAGAUGUGUUGAGAGAUGUGGAGCGCAAAGAUGUCACACAAGUAUUAGAAGUCCAUAUAUUCAUUACUCAAUUCUUUCAUAAGUUUGACUUAAGGACAACAAUGUUGUACAUCUGUGAGAACCACUUUCAGCGCAUAUCCAACCGAAGUAUGUUUACGGGACUCAAAGCCAUCAAUCAUUUCGGUCGCCCCGAUAUGAACGCCUUUCUUAAGUUUGUCCAAAAACAACAUUCAUACGUUAGUAAAGUGGGUGUAUUUAGUUGCGGUCCAUCAGCGCUGACUCAGACCAUUUCACAGGCGUGUGAGACCACCAACAAUAGGAGGAAAUUACCCUAUUUUUUGCAUCAAUACGAAAACUUUGGUUAACUAUUGUUAUUGUUUUAUAACUCGUAAUUAAUUUAAACACAAACUAUUAGUUUAAUUUUAGUGCCAAUCAUCUCAACG
Medioppia subpectinata is the source of this 3702-nucleotide messenger RNA. NCBI's taxonomy places the organism in Eukaryota, Metazoa, Arthropoda, Arachnida, Sarcoptiformes, Oppiidae. The record is from the annotation of a GenBank genome assembly.